Mastomys coucha (southern multimammate mouse) is the source of this 1992-nucleotide messenger RNA. RefSeq names its product calcium/calmodulin dependent protein kinase IV (gene Camk4). Gene Ontology annotation, molecular function: calcium/calmodulin-dependent protein kinase activity; calmodulin binding; ATP binding. The record is from RefSeq and is a predicted model, not a curated record. The transcript is spliced from 16 exons. Bases 370 to 1851 code for a protein of 493 amino acids. Lineage: Eukaryota; Metazoa; Chordata; Mammalia; Rodentia; Muridae. Gene Ontology annotation, biological process: protein phosphorylation.
AGUCAAAUCCAUCGCAUUCUCUUAGGCCUUGGAGAUGGUGUGUUUGGAAUGGCUCUAGGAAUGUCAGGACCAUAGAACGCCUUUAGACACUUCCAUCCAGUGCCUUGCUCUCUGUCUCCUGCUUCAAAGCCUUUCUUGACCUCCUGUGAAAGCUUCAUGGGUUAAAGGAAAUACAUCACCUCCCCCUUGCCCUCCACAAGACGUACAUUUCAAGACUUCCAGUGGAUGCGUGAAACUACAGGAGCUCCAGCCGAGCCAGAGGCGACAGGGCCACCAGCAGCGAUGACAAAUUGAAGACUUCAAUCAAAGGCGGCGGCCGGCGGCUCCAGCUCGGGCAGCGGCAGCGUCUUCCGGAGUCCCGCGGCGAAGAUGCUCAAAGUCACGGUGCCCUCCUGUCCCUCCUCGCCCUGCUCCUCGGUCACCGCCAGUACUGAGAACCUCGUCCCGGAUUACUGGAUCGACGGCUCUAACCGGGAUCCUCUGAGCGAUUUCUUCGAGGUGGAGUCAGAGCUGGGACGGGGUGCUACAUCCAUUGUGUACAGAUGCAAGCAGAAGGGGACCCAGAAGCCCUAUGCUCUCAAAGUGUUAAAGAAAACAGUGGACAAGAAGAUCGUGAGGACCGAAAUAGGAGUUCUCCUGCGCCUCUCACACCCGAACAUCAUAAAACUCAAGGAAAUAUUCGAAACCCCCACAGAAAUCAGUCUGGUCCUUGAGCUGGUCACAGGAGGAGAGCUAUUUGACAGGAUUGUGGAGAAGGGGUAUUACAGUGAGCGCGACGCGGCCGAUGCGGUGAAACAGAUCCUGGAGGCUGUUGCGUACCUGCAUGAAAAUGGGAUCGUCCAUCGUGAUCUCAAACCAGAGAAUCUCCUUUAUGCGACUCCAGCCCCUGAUGCACCACUCAAAAUUGCUGAUUUUGGACUUUCAAAAAUCGUGGAACAUCAAGUGCUCAUGAAGACAGUGUGUGGAACCCCAGGGUACUGCGCACCCGAGAUUCUCCGAGGAUGUGCCUAUGGACCUGAGGUGGACAUGUGGUCUGUAGGAAUAAUCACCUAUAUUCUACUUUGUGGAUUUGAACCAUUCUAUGAUGAGCGAGGUGAUCAGUUCAUGUUCAGGAGAAUUCUGAAUUGUGAAUAUUACUUUAUCUCCCCCUGGUGGGAUGAAGUGUCUUUAAAUGCCAAGGACUUGGUCAAAAAGCUCAUUGUUUUGGAUCCCAAGAAACGGCUGACUACAUUUCAAGCCCUCCAGCACCCAUGGGUCACAGGGAAAGCAGCCAACUUUGUCCACAUGGAUACUGCCCAAAAGAAGCUUCAAGAAUUCAAUGCUCGGCGCAAGCUUAAGGCCGCAGUGAAGGCUGUGGUGGCCUCUUCUCGGCUGGGAAGUGCCAGCAGCAGCCACACCAGCAUCCAGGAGAGCAACAAGACCAGUUUGGAUUCACCUUCCACCCAAGAUGCCAAGGACACCACGGAUCUGGAAAAGAAAAUGCAAGAGGAGAACCAAGCGGCGGCGCCAGAGGCUACAGAGGAUGAGAUGAAGCUGCAGUCUGAGGAGAUGCAGGUGAAGAUCUUCUGCAGAGCACCUACCCCUGCUACUUGGCUAGCUUCCUGGUCCAUAGCUAACAGGAGACAAAUCAUUCCAACAUACGGAAGACAUGUUUGCAACUCCACAGCUAAUCCUCAGACCUCAAGCUGGUCCUGCCAGGUUUUUAAUUCUUCACUCUUCUGUCCAGUGUUGGGACAAUCCAAUGCAAGGAUUAAGGAUGCUCACUUGGUGAUAGUAGAGGUGUUGGCCAAGGACUUGAAGGAUGUGUGCUGUGAGCAAGACCAAUGCUGCCAGACUAACUCUAGAAACUGACUCUAGUGAGGGCCAAUGUAACCGAGCUCACCCAGACUGUCAGAACAUGCCAAAGGAAGUUACCCAGUACCUUGCAACUGGUCAAUCUGUAAAAGAAUCUGCAUGUACGAUGUGACAAUAAAUCAUCUAAGAGCCCCCCCA